Molecule: messenger RNA, 2470 nt
Organism: Doryrhamphus excisus (bluestripe pipefish)
Lineage: Eukaryota; Metazoa; Chordata; Actinopteri; Syngnathiformes; Syngnathidae
Gene: mccc2
Product: methylcrotonyl-CoA carboxylase subunit 2
Biological process (GO): L-leucine catabolic process
Cellular component (GO): methylcrotonoyl-CoA carboxylase complex; mitochondrion
Molecular function (GO): methylcrotonoyl-CoA carboxylase activity
Source: RefSeq, a predicted model, not a curated record
AUAUCGGUUUUCAUUGGUGCUGAAGACAACCAAGAAGAAGAGCAUUGCUAGGCUAGCUAGCGAACGCCAGAGUAGAAAACUAAGCAUUAAAAUGCUGCUUCAGACGGUCAAACCGUUGCUUUUCCGUUGCAGGAACCUCCCACUGGCUUGUAAGAGGUCAUACUACGCCGACAAAGUUGCCCGUCUCGGUUCUCAGUCCGAUAAACACUCCACCGACUACCAGGAGAACUAUGAACGAAUGCAAGCUCUUGUUGAAGAAUUGAAAAGCCGCACGGAAAAGAUUAAAUUAGGUGGGGGAGAAAAAGCUAGAAAACUUCAUACUUCCCGUGGUAAACUCUUACCCAGAGAACGUAUCGACAGACUCCUGGACCCAGGGACUCCGUUUUUAGAAUUUUCUCAGUUUGCAGCGUACGAGUUGUAUGGAAAAGAGGAGGUGCCAGCAGGUGGUAUGAUUACAGGGAUUGGACGGGUGUCAGGGGUUGAAUGUGUCAUCGUGGCCAAUGAUGCAACAGUCAAAGGGGGGACUUAUUACCCCAUCACAGUGAAGAAGCAUCUUCGUGCACAAGAAAUAGCUCAGCAGAACCACUUGCCCUGUAUUUACCUAGUGGACUCAGGGGGAGCCAAUCUUCCCAGACAGGCAGACGUCUUUCCUGACAGAGAACACUUUGGACGCAUUUUCUUCAACCAGGCCAGGCUGUCAUCCCAGGGAAUAGCACAGAUUGCUGUGGUGAUGGGAUCCUGCACGGCUGGAGGAGCGUACGUUCCUGCCAUGGCAGAUGAAAGCAUUAUUGUCAGGAAGCAAGGAACUAUUUUCCUCGGAGGACCUCCACUGGUCAAAGCCGCUACUGGAGAGCAAGUUUCUGCUGAGGACCUCGGGGGUGCUGAUCUCCACUGCAGAAAGUCUGGUGUGACCGACCAUUAUGCUUUGGACGAUAACCACGCUCUUCAUUUGGCGCGGAAGGCCGUACGAGGACUCAACUACAAGAAAAAUAUUGAGGUUACUACAGAACCAACCGAAGCCCCUCUUUACCCUGCAGAUGAGCUCUAUGGCAUCGUUGGAGACAAUCUCAAACGGAACUUUGACAUCAGAGAGGUUAUUGCCCGAAUUGUGGAUGGAAGUAAAUUUGAUGAGUUCAAGGCAUUCUAUGGAGAUACGCUUGUGACAGGAUUCUCCAGAAUUUUUGGUUACCCGGUUGGAAUAAUUGGCAACAACGGAGUUUUGUUUUCAGAAUCUGCAAAAAAGGGGACACAUUUCAUUGAGUUAUGUUGCCAGAGAAACAUUCCUCUUCUAUUCUUGCAAAACAUAACAGGUUUCAUGGUGGGCAGGGAGUAUGAAGCAGGAGGAAUUGCCAAGGAUGGAGCAAAGAUGGUUACUGCCGUUGCUUGCGCCAAUGUACCCAAGAUCACGGUCAUUAUCGGCGGCUCAUAUGGUGCAGGAAAUUACGGCAUGUGUGGCAGAGCCUACAGCCCUAGAUUCCUCUACAUGUGGCCCAAUUCCAGGAUAUCUGUCAUGGGUGGAGAACAGGCUGCCACAGUCCUGGCCACCAUCACCAAGGAUCAACGAGCCAGAGAGGGAAAGGAGUUCACUGCAGAGCAAGAGGCUGCCAUGAAGGAACCCAUCGUGAGGCGUUUUGAAGAAGAAGGAAAUCCCUACUUCUCCAGUGCUAGACUAUGGGAUGAUGGAAUUAUAGAUCCUGCUGACACUCGUCUGGUUUUGGGACUGAGUCUGAGUGCAACACUGAACGCACCGAUGAAGAAAACACGUUUUGGAGUGUUCCGAAUGUGAUGGACUGAUUGAACCGAUCAGUGUGACAUGUAUAGUACUUGACAUAGGUUGACACAUAAACAAAGGAGGGAUAAUAACAGUAGCUCAAUUAUUUUUGACGAUCAUUUUUAUGGGGCCAAUGGUAAUUUGUGCCUUAACUGUUACAAUAUGUAAAUGCUUCUACUAUUAUAAAACUAACUAUUUUGGGUUGUUCAAACAAAAGAUUACCUUUUUUUCUCAGUAGCAUCAGUGAAAUGAAAUAUCUUAGAGAGGAAGCAGUUAUCACAAGGGGGCGCUGUGUAGCCAUGACUAUCCUCAUGAAGCUUAACGAGGCAAUACAUGAACUUGGCUGUUGACAGAAUAUAGCUGCCUUGGGGGAGCAUCUAAAAAGGUGUCUAGAGCAGAGACAGAGGUGGGUUUGUUUUGUUUUUUUUUAAUUCGAGUUAAUCUUCAUUUUUUUUCUUGACAGUUUUGUAAUGGUGCAAAUAUUGUGUCCUAACAGCAGGGUGGUAGCACCGAAUCUGGGGCCUCUGUACAAAACCCUGCCCCCCAUACACACACACAAUAAUUAUUGUGUACAUUCGGAUGAAACCGGCUUUUUUGCUCUCUAAUCGAUGGUCCUUGAAGGCAUCACAGUUAUGUGAAACUUAUACAUCACUAGUUUUUUCCCCCAUUCUUAUAUCAUUAUAUUGUUCUGCCGCUGUG